Molecule: messenger RNA, 1473 nt
Organism: Cantharellus anzutake
Lineage: Eukaryota; Fungi; Basidiomycota; Agaricomycetes; Cantharellales; Hydnaceae
Exons: 5
Coding region: 251-1213 (320 amino acids)
Biological process (GO): chromatin organization; negative regulation of transcription by RNA polymerase II
Cellular component (GO): pericentric heterochromatin
Molecular function (GO): chromatin binding
Source: RefSeq, a predicted model, not a curated record
ACGCCACCAAAACAUCUACUUCUAAGAGCCACGCUUUGGAUUCGAAGGGAUAUCAGCGAACUUUUGGGGUACAAAAGAUGUGAGCUCUGGACGCGCAUCAAUGAUCUAAACGUGUGUGAAACCCGCUUGUUUGGGUCACGUGCCCUGUCGAUGAACAGUGACACGUGCAGUGGCGCAACCCCGAAAGUGCAAUCUCGGAUACAAACUUUGAGGCGGCACACACUUUUGAAACCCACCCGAAUCCUACCUGAUGCCCGCGAAGCACGAAAGAGAAGAUUCCGUCGCUGAUGAAGGAAGAUCCGAACAUGAUAGCGCUGCUGAGGUCGAGGAGGUUGCUGGCGCGAGGUCCCGCAGCAGCACGAAAGGUCGCGCUUCGAAUGUGAAGGACGCGUCUGACAAUGGGAAGGACCGCGAAACAGGGUCGGACGAGGAAGACGAAGAGGAUGAAGGCGAGGAAGAGUAUGAAAUCGAACGAAUCAUCAAGCACAAAAUGGGUCACCUUCAAUCGGGCGUCUACGCGUAUUUUGUCAGCUGGAAGGGCUACGGUGAUGAAGAGAACUCGUGGGUUAACGAGACCGACGCCGAGGGAGCUAAGGAGCUCAUCGACGAGUACUGGGAUGCGCGAGGUGGGAGUGCAAAGAAAGGAAGGCAGAGCAUCAGCGCCACAAAGCCGCGACGUUCAACAGGACGGAAGGAUUCAGAGGUGGGACACGACGAUUCUGACGUACCAAAGAAGGCUACCACACCUGCUACGAAACGAGGGCGUGCGUCUAAGGUGAAGUCCGCCAGUCCAGAACUCGUAGAUGAGGAGAUGGAGGAUAUCGAGGAACCGCCAAAGAAAAAGUCUAAGCCUCGUACCUCCACCACCACCACUGCCAGCGCAAAAAAAAAGAGACAAGUCUCUCCUGAGCUUGACACUGAGCAAGACACAACGCCUGUAAAUGCUCUAGCAGAAAAUGGCAUGGAGGACGAUACUGUCUACGAUGCCGAGAAACAGUUCAAGAAAAUGAAAGACUGGACGAGCGAAAUCGAGCGAGUCACAACAGUAGAAAGGGAUUCAUCUGGACUACUGAUUGUUUAUUUCCAAGGAGUUGAUGGUCUCAGAUACAAGGCCACGAGCCCCGUUUUCAGGACCAAAUCAUCAGGAAAGUUGCUCGACUUUUAUGAAUCCAAUCUCAAAUGGCGUCCUCAACAGCCUGAUGAACUGGUUUGAUCAAUGAUUUUCGGCUUCAACGCCCACGGUAUCAUGAACUUGUUUACUACAUUUUCCUGUCACUUGCGUCACCGCGCCAUCUCCCUUCCCUUAUAUAGUAUUGACUUUGAACUGCUUGCAUGUAGGGGAACAUAAAUCUGUUAGCAUAAUUUAUAUUUGUUCUUCCUUUGGCACACGUUUUGAUCACGGAGUGGAAAACAGUUGGAGCUUGGCAACUCGUGCAGCGCCUACCGUCACUUUCAUCAGUCCUAAACUUGCUC